UUCAGAUGGUUCGACAAAUGUUUUCAGUUGAUAGUGGAUGCUCGUGGACAGUCGACAAUAAAUUUCGAGCAUUCGUGGGGCGAUGGAGUGGCGGUUUUGAGGUUAAUGGAAGAAUCGUAUCGUGACACAAAUCGCAAUCAUUUCGUUGAUCCAAAUCAGCAGGUUGAUCAAAACGUUCCUAUCGAGAAACAUUGUCGACCGAUUGAGUUCACCCUGAACGAUUCACUGAAAGGUGCUGUAGCUGAUGCUCAAUCGAAGCAUCUCGCCAACGGUUCAUCACUUCAGUUCGGAAUAGUGGAAUAUUUCGGAAUGACACGAGAUUCGCUCAAGAAGGCAAAGUUAUCGCCCGAUGCAAUGAUGCAACUAGCAAUUCAAUUAGCAUUCCAUCGACUCUAUAAAGAUUUUGUACCAACCUAUGAAUCGUGCAGCACUGCCGCCUUCUUGAAGGGUGACUCAUUAGACGGGAGAGUGUGUGAUUGUUCAGGUGAAGGUUUCGAUCGUCAUCUGAUGGCACUGCGUAUGACGGCCGAGCGAUUGGGUCGUAAACAGCCGGCGUUGUUUUCGAAUUCGUAUUUCAAAUAUAUGAAUGAAUUCAUUCUAUCGACGUCCACUCUAUCA
This is a messenger RNA of Anisakis simplex (herring worm), 618 nucleotides long. The record is from the annotation of a GenBank genome assembly. Lineage: Eukaryota; Metazoa; Nematoda; Chromadorea; Rhabditida; Anisakidae.